CAGCUGCACCUGCGCUGUAACAGUUUAUUUUCAAAUUUAAGCGGCCAAAUGCAGCGAUGACACACGUUUCAGUUAUCUGUUUAUUUUUUGUUUUGGGAAUCUUUUCUAAAGGUGUGCCAGCUGUGAUCCAAACGCAGCAGACUGUGGUAGCAGCAGUGGGAGAGCAGGCCUGCUUGAAAUGUCAACUCACUCAGUCUAAAGACGUCCUUCAGGUCACAUGGCAGAAAAUCCUGCCUGAUGGAAAGAAGAAUCUCGCUACGUUCAGCAAAAACUUUGGCGCAAGAGUCAAUCCAGGCUUAAAUAAGAAAGCAGAUUUUCUGUACAGUGAACUAAAGAACUGCUCCAUGGUGAUCAAGAAGGUGACGGAGGAGGAUGAAGGCUGCUAUCACUGUUUGUUUAACACUUUCCCCGAUGGAGCUGUGACGGGCACAACCUGCCUCAGAGUCUAUGAGCUGCAUGAACCCGUCCUUCAUGUCAGAGAAUCAAACUCCUCUGCAGAGUCAUUUGUGUCCUGUUCAGCCACAGGUCGACCUGCUCCCAGUGUAACACUGACUGUUACACAACAGCACCUCAACUUCUUACACCACAACACUGUCAGUGUGAGCAACACCAACGGUACCGUCACUGUCACUGCUACAGCUGUACUGUCACGUUUCCAUAAAAACAGCAUUCAGGUUGGAUGUGCAGCCCGAGUGCCCUCUGGUCCUCAGAUGGAGGCAUUUGUUCUCCUUCCUGAGCCCAAACAGAUGUCUGAUCAUGGUGCUUCUAAGAAAGAGCGUUCUGACAGUGAAUCCAAUUCCACUUGGAUCUUUUUAUCAGCUGUGUGUGUUGUGGUGUGCGGUUGUGUUGCUAUCGUCAUUACUGUACAGCGGAGACAAAAACAGAAUGGAGACCUUGAGAGGACCAAAACACCACAAAAAACAACCCAGGACACACACCAGAUAACACCUUUGAUCAAGAAAGAGAAUGAGCUGAUCAGACAGCGGUCAUCAAGCAAGAAACGUCCAGAAAACAACCACCCAAAACCCUCGCCGUCGACGGCUAAAAGGCUGUUCGAAGACGACAACCAGACAUGAUUGUCAAAGCCCAGGAUGUGAUACUUUAUGCAUACUUCAUGUGUAUAACCGCAAUGAAGGGCAGAAAGCUCAGCUGUUAAGUGAAAUAGGAUAUGUGUUCGUCUUUAUCGAGGAUAUUAGAGACACACUUCGUCUCCAGUUGUCCGUCUGACACCAGAGAUGUGGACUACUGUCCGUCUGUAGACAUGAAGAGGAAGUUGAGAGACAGCAGCACAAGUAGGAGGCAGCAUGAGUCAAUCACAGUUAAAAUUAUCAAGGUAUGCACCGGCGCCCGCCAUGUUUACUCCAUUUCAGUGGAAACAUUAUUCAAUAAGUCAUUAACUGACAUUUCAUUUAUGAUCUGUACCACUUCAUGUAUGUCUUUGGACAGUCACCUGGAGAGAACCCACGCAUACACGGAGAGAACAUGCAAACUCCACACAGAAAGGCCACCACCCCCCGGUUCAAACCUCCCCCCAGCCAAGACUCAAACCAGUGACCCUCUUGCUGUGAGGCUGCAGUGCUAACCACCACACCACCUUUGUCCAUGUAAACAUAUCUAAUGAAGGCUAAUUCAUUCAGUUAAUUCAUUUUAUCAGUCGGUUACACAACAACAGUCUGGAAUAGCUUUAAAUUACUUGGUAAAGACGAACACAUCCUACUUCACAGCUUAGCUUUCUGCCCUUUAUUACAGUUAUGUGCAUGACAUUAUGCAGAAAAUCUCCCCAAUUUUACACGUUUCUUUUUAAUCUUUGUAUUUAGUUCACGGUUUUUAAAAAAGAAUGUUUACACUUUUCGUUUUGGAACCUUGUUUUCCAUCUGCUGUGUUUUAUUGUGAUGAUGAUGAUGAUGGCGGCAUCUAUAUUUGUAACUUGCUGCGUGUAUUCUGUUGUGUGUUUCUAUCUCAGCUUGUUCUGUUUCUUUUUUCUUUAGGUUGUUUUAAUUCUAUUUUUAAUGUACUUUUUCAACACAUUUAAUCAGGAAGGAGAAUGAGCUGAUCGGCGCACAUCGCCUAAUAAAAGUUAAGAAAACACCCUCUCAGCCGUCACCUACACCAGUAAAAAGGCUGUUUGAAGAAGAGGACUCUUCAGCUAAAGCUGAUCAUCAGAAAUGUGUCAACCAAUUUAAUAUAACAAAUGUUUUCCAAUUGCAGGGUAUGUGUUUUAAUACGUAUAUAUUUUGUAUAAAUAAACAGUUGAAUUAUUAUUUUAAUUCUUUUGGGCAUUCAGUAAUUAAAACAUGGAAAUGAAUGUCUCAGCUUUAUUCUUCAGCUGUCAGACUGCAUUUCUUUUCCCAGCAGUUCACGUUGAACCGUGACUUUCAUGGCACGCAGGCUUGUAUUUAACCUGUGUGCACUAGCAGCUCUCUGUCCUCCAGAGCAGUAAAUCA
This is a messenger RNA of Melanotaenia boesemani (Boeseman's rainbowfish), 2444 nucleotides long. Its product is annotated as OX-2 membrane glycoprotein-like. Gene Ontology annotation, molecular function: cell-cell adhesion mediator activity. Lineage: Eukaryota; Metazoa; Chordata; Actinopteri; Atheriniformes; Melanotaeniidae. Bases 57 to 1076 code for a protein of 339 amino acids. The transcript is spliced from 7 exons. The record is from RefSeq and is a predicted model, not a curated record.